Pecten maximus is the source of this 660-nucleotide messenger RNA. RefSeq lists its product as uncharacterized. Bases 1 to 660 code for a protein of 219 amino acids. The record is from RefSeq and is a predicted model, not a curated record. The transcript has 4 exons. Lineage: Eukaryota; Metazoa; Mollusca; Bivalvia; Pectinida; Pectinidae.
AUGUGGGAUCCGAUUGAUUCCGACUCCGAUUGUGAAAUGGAGGAUGCAGAAUCAAAAAUAAGAUGUGGGUAUAUCAGAAGACUGAUUUUCAAAGCAAGCCAAGACACAGAUGUGGCUGUUGACGUGGCGCUGAUUAUGUUUGACAAAGAUACCAUCGCAUGUAAUGAGAUGCUUCAUUUCUCUGCAAGGGAUAGGGACGUGGAGAAAUUACAACUCAAAGCUGUUGAUCAAAAUUUCAAAAGAAGAAAUCUGAAGUUUACAAGCGGGAAGAUUUUCAAGCAAGAGGAGAAAAAGGUUGACCUUGGAUAUAAAACGAUAAAAUGCGGAAUAAUGACUGGAUUGAGCGUUGGAACCUUGGCGUUUAAUAGCACACAUUGUCAGGCGCAAGUGAAAGUCACUGACCAUUUAUGUUCAGUGCCAGUACAUGGAAAUUCUUUAAUCCUAAAAGGCCAGCUAGUCGUUAAUAAAACAGCAGGACAAGAGUUCUUUAUGCAAGGUGAUUCCGGGUCGGCUGUAUUUGUGAAAAAUGACAAUUCUUUCGAGUGUCUCGGAUUAGCUAUUGGUGGGAUAGUGUCCUCUCAACAGACCCUUGUCACACCUAUUGAAGAUGUGCUUCGUGAGCUAAAAGAACAAAAUGAAGGAGCAAGUCGACCAAACUGA